Molecule: messenger RNA, 720 nt
Organism: Sphenostylis stenocarpa
Lineage: Eukaryota; Viridiplantae; Streptophyta; Magnoliopsida; Fabales; Fabaceae
Source: the annotation of a GenBank genome assembly
AUGCCCGGAAAGUCAUCACCGGAAGUGAUGGGUCGUCGGUCUCUGGCACCACCAGAGCCACCUCCUCCACUGGACACCGGUCCGGAGGAGAGUCUCCGUUGGCCGCCUUCUCAGCGUCCGCCAUGGUGGCCUUGGGCGCCGCCAUUGAGUGAAGGGUGGGAAGAGAAUGAGAGAUGGAUAGAUAAGCUGAGAGAAAAAACAGAGUACUCUGUUCCUCUGAGAACACGUGCCGAGAAGAGCGUCACACACUUACCUUCUACCCUGCGUCCUAAGGGAAACUACCACGUGAGGCGAAUAGGGCCCACAUGGCAACGUUGGUGCCAAAUCAGACAACAGGUCAAACACCACGUCAGCAAAAUGGAACAAACCUCGUGCUUGACUCAUGUUCUACGCAUGAGACUGAAGAGAUUGCGUUGUUUGACAUGUUCUCAUGCCUACGCCAUCCAAAGUGGGGAAACUGAAAUUGCUCACGCUUCUUCUUCUUCUACCUCCACAUACUCCAUCGUUUUCUCUCUUACUCUUGUGGAAGUGGGCUCAACAAUGAGGUUAGAUGCAUUGAGAAUGAGGCUAAAUAAACUUUUGAAGUGCAUGGAUUCCAUACCUUCUGCAAUACGCUUUUUAGCCACAUCACUCAAAGUUCAUGCAGUGGGUUUCUUUUUCAAAGGAAAAUCUUUGAAAGGAAGCUGUGACACAAAGGGAAGGCCAUUAAGAUGUGCAUAG